This is a messenger RNA of Exserohilum turcica Et28A, 723 nucleotides long. RefSeq lists its product as uncharacterized. Lineage: Eukaryota; Fungi; Ascomycota; Dothideomycetes; Pleosporales; Pleosporaceae. Bases 1 to 723 code for a protein of 240 amino acids. The transcript has 4 exons. The record is from RefSeq and is a predicted model, not a curated record. Gene Ontology annotation, molecular function: hydrolase activity.
AUGGCAUCCAAUCCAAUGGGCCGCUGUUGCAUUGUCGGCGUCCAGCAUGAGGGCACACCAAGAGGUCAAAUCAAGCAAAUUGACAAUAACGGCAACACCCACCAUGCCAUUGUAAUCAUGACCGACGUAUUCGGCAUGGACUUUCCCAAUGUCCAGCUCAUUGCCGAUCAAUUCGCCGCAAAUGGCUACCUGACCGUCAUCCCCGAUGUCUUCAAUGGAACCCAAGUCCAGUUCCCCGCCCCAACCACAUUUAACCUGGAAAAAUAUAUAGCCACCACGAUGCCCCAACCAGACACCGUCGACCCCAUCUACGCCCGUGUCAUCAACCAUCUUCGGGGCGAGCUAGGCGUCAAGCGCCUGGGCGGUGUAGGCUACUGUUUUGGAGGCAAGUACGUGUGUAGAUGGCUGAAGCAAGGCGCACUAGAUGCCGGAUUCAUGGCGCAUCCGAGUUUUGUCCAUGCAGAUGAAGUCAAAGGUAUCCAGGGGCCGUUGAGCAUUGCUGCUGCAGAAAUCGACGACAUUUUCACGCUGGACGAACGCCGCCAAACUGAAGACUUGCUCACACAGCACACGGUGCCCUAUCAAAUAUUUCUCUACUCAGGCGUCGAGCAUGGCUUUGCUACAAAGGGGGAUUUGGCCAAUGGCAAGGCGAGAUUUGCAAAGGAACAGGCAUUUUUCCAGGCCGUCUGUUGGCUGGAUGGGUAUGUCAAAAGGGGGGCUUGA